Molecule: messenger RNA, 3026 nt
Organism: Panonychus citri (citrus red mite)
Lineage: Eukaryota; Metazoa; Arthropoda; Arachnida; Trombidiformes; Tetranychidae
Biological process (GO): telomere maintenance via telomerase
Cellular component (GO): telomerase catalytic core complex
Molecular function (GO): telomeric repeat DNA binding; telomerase RNA binding
Source: RefSeq, a predicted model, not a curated record
AAGUUUCUUCUUCAACCCAUCAAUAUGAUUUGUGAUUCUCAAACAACUUCUAAUGACCCCACCUCUAAAAGCGAGAAUCAACCUGAUCUUAAUUUGAAACAUUUCCACCAAUAUUAUCUUACCGUGAUUCCCGUGACGCAAUUAAUACGCGAAACUGGACUGGAAUCAAAAUUAAAUGUCAAUGUUUUCUCAUCUCUUGAUUCCGUAUUGUUAACAUCUAAAUCGGUUAUUGAUGUUAACCGAAUCAAACCGAUUUCCAAGCCAGUUGAUCAAAACGCUUUAAAAGAAGUCCUUAAGGCUCGUCUUGGUGCUUAUUAUCAAUCGCCUGUGAUCACCGCGAACUCCAUCAGGCCAGAUUAUGUCUUCUCUUAUUACUCCAAUCCACCAAUGUGUAAAUUCAUUCGGAUGCUUGAUUCUUCUUCCAUCAAUUACUUAAUCCGAGUCUGUUCAUUUUUCGAGAUUGUCGAUGAAUCAUUCAUUCUUCAACGAACUGGACCAUAUUAUUGUGAUUUCGUCUGGAACAAGGAAACACCUUUGCAAGUACCAAAAACAAACAACGCUAAGAAAAACUCGUUGAAAAGGCCAAUCGAAACUUUGGACUGUCCACAACCUUUGAAGAAAACAAGUUUAAAUUGUGAUAAUUGGUGCCAAAAGUACAUUAAAUCUAAUCAACAAACUUCAGUUAUUACAAAGAGGAAAUUUCUUUAUGGUAAACAAACCAAUCGAUAUUUUAAUAGUCACUUAGAAACUACACCUCGUCAUCUUCUGUCACGGAUUUUCAGCUCGGUAGAUAUCGAACUGAAAAAUGAACUUUCAUUUGAACCAUUGGUAGAAAUCAUGGAUGAAACGAUUAAACGGAAUAAACGAUGUAAAUUCAAGUUCCUGAUGAACAAAUGUUGUCAUCCCGUCGAUUUAGACAUUUGUUUGGACACUUCGGAGGCCAUUCAGAGCUCAUUAAGAAGAUCAUUUAAUCACAAUCAAGUGAUCGCGUUUAUGUACAGCGUUUACUAUUACCUUUUCCCUCGAAAUCUUUUCGGUUCACGUUCUAAUUGUCAAGGUAUUUUCGAUCGAUUGAAAUUACUGGUAACCAGUGGAUCUAAAUUACGAUUCAUGAUAAAAAAUUUCACACCACAAAAUUUAGAUCUUAAUUCAUGUUCCUGGCUCAACGAUCUAAAGUGUAACCACAGGAAGAAAUAUUUUUUUGAUCUUUUCAUGAUUUGGUUAGUCGAUUAUUUCAUUAAUCUAUUGAAAGCUCAUUUCUACAUAACCGAAUCAACAAAUUUCAAAUUACACUUUUACUCUUAUCCUGUUUGGAAUAGUAUUCAAGAUAAAUUUCUCAAUAAGUUGACCAAAGAGAAAAAACUUAAACCGGUCAGUAUUGAAGAGAUUAAACAAGAGACUCGUUUGGACAAACUUUUACUUCGAAGUUCAAAUCUUCGAUUCAUACCUUGUUCUAAUAAGUUACGAGUAAUCAACAAACUUCGAGUCGAGGCUGGUAAAAACGAGACUCGUUCGUGUCUUCAAAUUUUGUCUUAUUUCUUGGGUCGACUUGUUGACCAUUCGGCUGCUCAAAGACAUCGACAAAAUAUGAUCACUUUAAAAGAGAUCAUGAACUCAUCUCAAGAAUCUAAAUUGUACUUUGUCAGGGUGGACAUUGUUAAUUGUUAUCCAUCCAUUGAUCAAGGUAAAUUGUUCGAUUUACUCUGUGAUAAACUUGAUCGAAAAUUUUCCAAUGCAUCAACAAAAGAUCCACUAAAGAUCAAAGAGUUCGAUCUGGUAAAACCUUUCGUCACCAAAUUACAAGUGAAAAAGCAUCACUUUAGUAUUGAAAGUCGAACACAAUUUACCGAACUGAUCAAUAACCUUUCUAAUAAUAGAAAAAAUUGUGUCGUCGUUCCCAAACGAUCUUUGACCAAAUAUUUUCUUCAAGAUAUUCGAGCUCUGUUUCGAAGUUACAUUCUAACUCCUUAUCUUCGACUUGGACCCAAUCGAUAUUAUCAACUAAUCAAGGGAAUUCGUCAAGGUGGAAAUUUAUCAAGUGGCUUAUGCUCUUUAUACAUAACUCAUGUAUUGGAAAAUGUUGUCGGUAAUUUUGGCCUGGAAAAUGGUGAAGGUCGAUUGAUUAUCGAAGAUGACAUGGUCUUCAUUUCCAGGUCACUUGAGAGAGCAAAAAAUUGUUUAACUUCAAUGUUAUCCGAUUUUCCUAAUUAUGGAUUAGAAAUUAACACGAAAAAGUUACAAUUUAAUUUCUCUUUUCCAACUAAUCCUCUUUGCCAAUCAGAAUUUUUCACCUUCCAGGGAAGAGAUAUUCAUCUUAAUUCCAAGACAAUUCGUUACAAUUACGAUAAAUAUCAAACCGAAAAUUGUCAAUACUUUUUCCAUUGUAAUCCAUUUUCUCCGAAAGUUGACAUUAAGAAGAAUUUAAUUAGCAAUCUAAAUCUUUCAAUUCUUUCCUGGGAUCUUGAUUGUAGUAUGUUGGAUGAUCAAUCAGUCGCCUUGAAUAUUUACCAACGAGCAUUAUUACAAUCAUCUAGAUUGUCCAGUUAUCUUGUAUCUUCACCGAGAUAUCGAAGUGAACAAGUACCUAAAUUGUGGAUUAGUUUUGCUCACAGUUUUGCCAAAAGAUUGUUUGCAAUUAAGGAGAAAUUAAUAGCGAAAAAGAUGAUCGAUUGUCCAUUAACAUUAAAUCAGAUUGAGUGGUUGACUAAUGAAGCCGUUUUUAGACAACUGGGAACAUUGAAGAUGAAACAUCGGAAACUGGAUGAAAAAUUUUGCUCGUUUUUGUACACCUCGAGAAAAUUAGUUUGCUCUUCAAUGAGAAAAAAGUAUCUGGAUUAUAUCAAGAAAGAAAACAAUUAUAAUCCAAAUUCUGUAACUCUAAUCUAAAGUAGGCAAAAUAAAUUGAUGGAAAUUUGAAAAUAAAAAUGAAAUGAUGUGUAAGCAUUUACAAUUAAGCAAAGCUUUAAUUUAUAGAGGUUCAUCAAGAAAAUUAAUCAAAGUCUAGAUUAAACUUGGCCAAAGCAUAA